Messenger RNA from Tripterygium wilfordii, 1972 nucleotides. Its product is annotated as SWI/SNF complex subunit SWI3A-like. The record is from RefSeq and is a predicted model, not a curated record. Gene Ontology annotation, molecular function: protein binding. Bases 183 to 1838 code for a protein of 551 amino acids. NCBI's taxonomy places the organism in Eukaryota, Viridiplantae, Streptophyta, Magnoliopsida, Celastrales, Celastraceae. The transcript has 8 exons.
UAAACACAACUUUUAUCCAUAGCGGGGUUAGCCAAAGUUCCAAAUCCUUUCGCGGCCGUUGCUUCGGGGUUUCGUUCUAUAACUCCUCCGCCGUAGCCGCCAGACACAAUUCUCCUGAGCGGAUCGCUUCUCUUCACCGUCCAAUACUAAAUCGGCGAUUCAAUUCAGGAUUAAGGUCUCAUAUGGAGAUCACACACACCAACUUGAACAUGAAACCAGUCGGACCAGGUGAACCAGAGCUCGACCUCUACACCAUUCCUAUCCAAUCCAGUUGGUUUGCUUGGGAUGAUAUUCAUGGGACCGAGAAAGUCGCUCUGAGAGAAUUCUUUGAUGGCAAUGCAAUCUCAAGAACGCCAAGAAUCUACAAGGAGUAUAGAGACUUCAUCAUCAACAAGUACAGAGAGGAUCCCUCACGGAGGCUCACCUUCACAGAGGUUCGAAAGUCACUGGUGGCUGACGUUAGCUUGCUUAACAAAGUUUUUAAGUUCCUGGAGCAGUGGGGGUUAAUCAACUUUGGUGUAUCCAUUGAUCCAGUAAUAGAGGGCGAGGAAAGUGAAAGGGUUUGGGUUGAGGAGGGUGCUCCCAAUGGGGUUCGUGUGGUGGCAAUGCCGAAUUCGUUGAAGCCAGUUUCUGUGCCACAGAGUGUGGGGGGGAGACAGGCUGUUGAGAAUGUACCGAAAUUGCCACCAUUGACAUCCUAUACUGAUACUUUUGGUGAUUUGAUUAAGAGAAAGGGCUUGGUUUGCAGGAACUGCGGAGAACGUUGUGGUUCUGGUUGUUAUGAGUGUACGAAGGAUCAUUACAUGAUAUGCACAAAAUGCUUCAAUAAUGGAAAUUUUGGGGAGAACAAAUCUGUGGAUGAUUUCAAGUUCAUUAACUGCAGUGAAAACAGUGGUGACAAUAAAGUUGCUUGGACUGAGCCAGAAACUUUACUUCUUUUAGAAUCUAUUUUGAAGCAUGGGGAUAACUGGGAGCUAGUUGCAGAAAACGUUCAAACAAAGACUAAGCUUGAUUGUAUUGAGAAGCUCAUUGAGCUUCCUUUUGGGGAAUUUUUGUUGAGCUCUGCCCAGCAAAGGGGUAAUUUUGGUGGCUCUAAUGGUGAUGUGAACGGGCUAAACCAGUUGGAAUUAACUCCAUCUCAGCAUCAAUGGAAUAGCAAAACAGAGGCUCAACAGCCUGUGCAAACAAAUGAGAGUGAGCAGAAUGGGAAUGAUGUUGAACUGGGUUCCCAUCCUUCGAAAAGAAAAUGCAUUGCUUUACCUUCAGAUGCUAACAGUUCACUGAUGAAAAAGGUGGCUCGCAUCUCAACCAUGGUUAGUUCACAAGUCACAGCAGCUGCGGCUGAGGCUGCUGUGACAACACUUUGUGAGGAAAGCUCAUUUCCAAGGGAAAUCUUUGAUGGUGAGGAGUAUAAUGCAACCAAUGGUCUGCAGUCUCCUACUCUGCAUUAUGAGCAAGCUAGUGCCCAUCAGGUGGAUGGUUCAGAAAUGAAACAUGAGCAUACUUUAUCAGAGAAUGAGGAUACUUCUGCCAAAAAUGACAUACCUCUAACAUUGCAACUUAGAGCUGCAACUGCAACAACUCUUGGAGCAGCUGCUGCUCAUGCGAAAUUGUUGGCUGAUCAAGAACACAGAGAGAUGGAGAAUUUAGUGGCAACAAUAAUUGAUACACUGAUGAAGAAAUUGCACCGCAAAAUAAGACAUUUUGAAGAUCUGGAGCUAAUAAUGGAGAAAGAAUAUGCUGAAAUGGAGCAAGAAAAAGAGUGUAUAAUAGCGGAGCGGAUUGAUGUGCUACAGAAGACUUUUAAUGCAGGAAUAUCCAUGUGGAAAAGCUCAUGAGUGUCUUUUGAUGGAGUUCUGGACUAGAAUGAUGCCAUUUAUAAGACGAAAAACGUAGAAUAUAAUGGAUUUAACAUGGAAUUGUAGGAUUUAAAAUGUGUAGUAUGUGCAAAGUUUUCUCUGGUCAUGUAUAA